Budorcas taxicolor (takin) is the source of this 3473-nucleotide messenger RNA. RefSeq names its product integrin alpha-M-like. Gene Ontology annotation, biological process: cell-matrix adhesion; cell-cell adhesion; cell adhesion mediated by integrin. Gene Ontology annotation, cellular component: external side of plasma membrane; integrin complex. Gene Ontology annotation, molecular function: integrin binding. The transcript has 30 exons. The record is from RefSeq and is a predicted model, not a curated record. NCBI's taxonomy places the organism in Eukaryota, Metazoa, Chordata, Mammalia, Artiodactyla, Bovidae. The coding region runs from base 1 to 3459 and encodes 1152 amino acids.
AUGAAUCACAGAAUCCUUCUACUAACAGCCUUGGCCUUAUGUCAUGGGUUCAACCUGGACACGGAAAAAGCAGUCAUCUUCCAAAACAACGCAAGGGGCUUCGGGCAGACCGUGGUCCAGAUUCAGGGAUCCCGGCUGGUGGUUGGAGCCCCCCAGGAGGUAAAGGCUGCUAAUCAAACAGGCGGCCUCUACCAGUGUGACUACAGCACGGGCAGGUGUGAGGCCAUCCCCCUGCAGGUUCCCCCAGAGGCUGUGAACAUGUCCCUGGGCUUGUCUAUUGCAUUUGCUGCCAACCCUUUCCGGCUGCUGGCCUGUGGCCCCACAGUGCACCAAAUUUGCAAGGAGAACACUUAUGCAAAUGGACUCUGCUUCCUGUUUGGAUCCAAUCUACUCCAGCAACCCAGGAGGAUCCCAGCGGCCCUCAGAGAGUGCCCUCAGCAAGACAGUGACAUUGCCUUUCUGAUUGAUGGCUCUGGUAGCAUUGACCCAGUAGACUUUGAGCGGAUGAAGAAGUUUGUCUCAACUGUGAUGAGUCGAUUCCAAAAGUCCAAAACCUUGUUCGCUCUGAUGCAGUACUCGGAUGACUUCCAGACUCACUUCACCUUCAAUGAUUUCAAGAGAAACUCAGACCCGGAAUUACUGGUGAGGCCAAUAAGACAGCUGUUCGGGAGGACGCACACAGCCACGGGGAUCCGCAAAGUAGUAAGAGAACUGUUUCACAGCAGCAAUGGAGCCCGGAAUCAUGUCCUGAAGAUCAUGAUUGUCAUCACAGAUGGGGAAAAAUAUCUCGAUCCUUUGGAGUAUAGGGAUGUCAUCCCUGAAGCUGAUAGAAAAGGGAUCAUUCGCUAUGUCAUUGGGGUGGGAGAUGCUUUUAACAGUAAGAAAUCUCGAAAGGAGCUCGAUACUAUUGCAUCUAAGCCACCUGCUGAUCACGUGUUCCAGGUGAAUAACUUCGAAGCUCUGAAGACCAUUCAGAACCAGCUUCAGGAAAAGAUCUUUGCGAUUGAGGGUACGCAGACAGGAAGUACCAGUUCCUUUGAACAUGAGAUGUCUCAGGAAGGUUUCAGUGCUGCCUUCACCUCCGCUGGUCCUUUGCUGGGUGCUGUGGGGAGCUUUGACUGGGCUGGUGGAGCCUUUCUGCAUACAUCAAAGGAUAAAAUCACCUUCAUCAAUACAAGCAGGAUAGAUUCAGACAUGAAUGAUGCUUACUUGGGUUAUGCUGCCGAAGUCACCUCGCGGAACUGGGUGCAAAACUUGUUUCUGGGAGCACCUCGAUAUCAGCACAUUGGCCUGGUGGUGAUAUUCAGACAGAAUGCAGGUGUUUGGGAGAAAAACGCUGAGAUCAAGGGAAGCCAGAUUGGCUCCUACUUUGGGGCCUCCCUCUGCUCCAUGGAUGUCAACAGAGAUGGCAGCCCCGACCUGGUCCUCAUCGGGGCCCCCCAUUUUUACGAGCAGAUGCGAGGGGGCCAGGUGUCCGUGUGCCCCUUUCCCCGGGGGAGAGCUAAGUGGAAGUGUGAUGCUGUCCUGCAAGGGGAGCCGGGCCACCCCUGGGGCCGCUUUGGGGCAGCCCUGACAGCGUUGGGGGAUGUGAAUGGGGACAGGCUGGCGGAUGUGGCCAUUGGGGCCCCGGGAGAGCAGGAGAACCGGGGUGCUGUCUACCUGUUCCAUGGAACCUCAGAACUGGGCAUCAGCCCCUCCCACAGCCAGCGGAUCACAGGCUCACAGAUCUCCCCCAGGCUUCAGUAUUUUGGGCAGUCACUGAGCGGGGGCCAGGACCUCACAAUGGAUGGACUGGUAGACUUGGCUGUCGGGGCUCAGGGGCAUGUGCUGCUGCUCAGGUCACAGCCUGUGCUGAAAGUUGAGGCGACGAUGGAGUUCACACCCAAGGAAGUGAAGAGGAAUGUGUAUGAAUGUCGUGACCCAGUGGUAAAAGGCCAGAUUGCUGGGAAGGUCAAAGUCUGCCUCCAAGUUCGCAAGAGCACAUGGGACCGGCUGGGAGAAGGAGAUACCCAGAGCACUAUCACCUAUGACCUGGCUCUGGACCCAGGUCGCCCCCAUUCCCUGGCCAUCUUUGAUGACACACAGAACAACACACGCAGACAUGUAGAGACGCUGAGGCUGAGUCAGAAAUGCGAGACCCUGACGCUCCGGUUACUGGAUUGUGUGGAGGACUCAGUGACCCCCAUUUCUCUGCGCCUCAACUUCUCUCUGGUGGGGGAGCCCGCGCACAAUUAUGGGGGCCUCAGGCCAGUGCUGGGUGUGGAUGCUCUGAGACUCUUCACAGCCUCGCUUCCCUUUGAGAAGAACUGUGGCAAUGACACCAUCUGCCAGGAUGACCUCAGCAUUACAUUCAAUUUUAUGGGCCUGGACACCCUGGUGGUGGGUGGUCCCCGGGACUUGAACGUGACGGUGACUGUAAGAAACGAGGGCGAGGACUCCUACAGAACUCAGGUCACCUUCUUCUACCCAUCUGGCUUGUCCUUCCGGAGGGUGUCAAGCAGCCAGAACCAGCGCUCACAUCGAUUCUGGCGCCUGGCCUGUGAGUCUGAUGUCUCCACCGAAGGGUUUGGAAUCUUGAGGAGAUUAAGCUGCGGCAUAAACCACCCCAUUUUCCCAGACAACUCGGAGAUCACCUUUAACGUCACAUUUGAUGUGAACCCUGAUACUUACUUUGGAAACAAGCUACUUCUCAAGACCAGUGUUACCAGUGAAAACAACAUGCCAGGGAACAACAAAACUCACUUUCAGCUGGAGCUGCCUGUGAAAUACGCUGUGUACAUGGUGGUCACCAGCCUUGAGGCCUCCACCAAAUAUCUCAACUUCACAGCCUCAGAGAAGACCAGACACGUUAUGAAGCAUCAGUAUCAGUUCAACAACCUGGGCCGGAAGAAACUGCCCAUCAGUGUGGUCUUCUGGAUCCCCAUCCGGCUGAACAAGGUGACCGUGUGGUCCCAGCCCCAAGUCACCUUCUCCCAGAACAUGUCCAGUGGAUGUCACACCACGGAGGUUGCCCCUCGUCACUCUGACUUCCUGGCGGAGCUUAAGAAGAGCCCGGUGCUGAACUGCUCCGUUGCCGUCUGCCAGAGAAUCCAGUGUGCCAUCCCCUCCUUUGGCGUCCAGGAGGAGUUCAAGGUCACCCUCCAGAGCAACCUCUCAUUUGACUGGUACAUCAAGACUUCACACAACCACCUUCAAGUUGUGAGCAAAGCGGAGAUCUUAUUUGAUGAGUCAGAGUUCACCCUGCUUCCAGGGCAGGACGCAUUUGUGAUGGCCCAGACAGAGACCAAGGUGGAGUCCUACGAAAUACAUAACCCUGUCCCGCUGAUCGUGGGCAGCUCGGGAGGGGGACUUGUGCUCCUGGCCCUCAUCUCUGCCGGUCUGUACAAGCUCGGCUUCUUCAAACGACAGUACAAGGACAUGAUGACUGAAGCUGGUCCCGAUGUGGCCACCCCCCAGUAGCAGCUCCUUCCCCA